AUGAAGGCAAGACUGGACAAGGAAGUAGAAAAGAAGAAAGAAUACAAAAGAGAGGUUGAGCGCCUGGGAGAAUACAUCCAGCACUUGACUAAGCAACUUAACCAAGCCAAUCCAGAAGUUCUUCCACCUUUGAAUUCACAGGAAAUAGUCAGAAGUUUUGAGGAAGAAGUAGUGACGGCUAGGGAAACUAAAGAAUGGAUGGAAAGCACAAGUAAAGAGGCAGCCACAUUUGUGGAAAAUUUAGCAUUAACAUAUGGACAAACCACCUCUUUACUCUCCAAAAUUGCAAGCAUGGUAGAAGCAUGGGCUGAUCUCCAGGAUAUUCAAGACAGAAUUGUCCCAUGCCUUAGAGAAUUGAAAGGAGUUUCGAAGCAAGAAUUAAUUGAUGGAAAUAUAAUUCAAGCAGGAGCUACAUGUGACUUCAACAGUUGGCACUGGACAUUGGUUGCACGCAGUGAAGUCUUGAAGAAAGUGAGGGCAGAUGCUGAUAGAGCUGAAGAGCAGAUAAAAGAAAUUCAAGACAAGGUUUACGUUGUAGCUGCAAAGGUACUUGAAAAGGAAACUAUUCGAGAGAAGGAUAUGAAGUUAGAAAAUCUAAAGACCAAGACACAAGAGAUCUUCACUACUGGACCAGUCUGGAAGCAAAAUCUGGCUAAGGCAUCAAACCUCCUGUCCAUCAGAGAUGCUUUCCAAAAACAGGAAUUAGAUUGGGAAAUCACUUUUGUUGUAUGUGAAGAUGAUUUGGAAGGAUUAGAAUUCAAAGUCAGUGUGUUGCCACAUGUCACGAUGGAAGAGGUUGAUCAGAUUUUGUCCAAAAAUCCUUCUUACUGGGGAAGGGUUUGCUUCAUUUCCACCCCUGAUGGCGAGAAUUGUGGACUGGUAAAGAACCUGGCUGUGACAUGCCUUGUAAGCUUGCAUACAGCUCAAGGUCCUAUUUUUGAUAGCUUAUAUCAAUGUGGAAUUACACCUGUUGGUCAAUUAUCACCAUCAGAUUCAAAUGACACGGCAAAAGUUUUCAUCAAUGGAGAUUGGGCGGGAAUCUGUCAUGAUCCUGAUUCUCUUGUGAAGAAAUUGCGAGAUAUUCGUCGCAAGCUUCAUAUCCAUCCUCAUGUUGAAAUUAAAAAGGACGACAGGCAAAAUGAGGUCCGCAUUUUCUCUGAUGCAGGAAGGCUUUUGAGACCCCUAUUUAUUGUAAAAAAUAAAAGGCUGUGCAUAUCUAAACAACAGGUUGAAAAAUUUAAGAAAAGUAAAAACCCGUUCAAGUUUCUAAUAAAAAGGGGCAUUAUAGAAAUAUUAGGUGUUGAGGAAGAAGAAGAUGCCCAAAUAGCUUGUGGAAUUGACAUUUUACAGAUGGCUGAAAAGAAUCCAGACUAUCCACAGUUCACUCAUUGUGAGAUGGACCCAUCCUUUCUAUUAAGCCUUAAUGCUAGUAUCAUUCCCUUUGCUAACCAUAAUCUUGCAACUAGAACGCUUUACCAAUCAGAAAAACACUCAAGGCAAGCAAUAGGAUAUUAUGCAACAAAUUCUCGCGCAAGGUUUGAUACCAGUUGUCACCAAUUAUUUUAUCCUCAAAGACCUUUGUUUAAGACUAUGACUUAUGAGUGCAUCAAGAAGCCAGAGCUCUACAAUGGUCAAAGUCCUGUUGUUGCAGUCAACGUUCAUUAUGGAUACAACCAAGAAGACUCAUUGGUUAUAAACCAUGCUUCAAUAGAUCGUGGGCUAUUCCGAACAAUGCAUUUUCAUACAUUCACAUCGGAGGCAGGCCAUGAUAACAGUGGCUCUAAAAGUACAUCUAGGAUAGAAAUAGAUUUUGGAAAGCCAAACAUAGAAAAACUCAGAGUGGAUAAGCUUGAUGAGGAUGGACUCCCAUAUAUUUCUGCAGACCUUUGUAGUGGUGAUGUUUUAAUUGGGAAGGUAGAUCCACAGUCAUCUGAUUCAAAUGUCAGCCACAAAUUGAAGCAUACUGAAAAGGGGAAGGUCGAUCAAGUUGUAUUGGCAAUUAAUAAUGAUGGUAAAAAAUUUGCAAGAGUGAGGUUGAGAGAAGUAAGAUCUCCAGAACUUGGAGAUAAAUUUUCUAGCAUGCAUGGUCAGAAAGGAGUUCUUGGGUUUAUAGAAGAGCAAGAAAAUUUGCCUUUCACAAGAGAAGGAAUUUGCCCAGAUCUUAUCAUCAACCCACAUGCGUUUCCUUCUAGACAAACUCCAGGGCAGCUUUUUGAAUCCGCCCUUUCAAAAGUGAUUUCUACAAGUGGUAUUGUUUUAGAGGCUACACCUUUUAAACCUAUCACCAUUGAACAUAUCACUGAACAGCUUCACAGGUGCGGUUAUGAACAAUGGGGUAAAGAGCAGAUGUAUAAUGGGCGGACAGGAACUAAAAUGCGAUCUAAGAUUUUCAUUGGUCCCACCUACUAUCAGAGACUCAUACAUAUGGCAGAAGACAAGUUAAAAUAUCGGAAUCAAGGUCCUGUUCAUCCUUUAACUCGACAGCCAAUUGCCGAUAGAAAACGGCAUGGAGGUAUUAAAUUUGGGGAGAUGGAGCGUGAUUGUAUGCUAGCACACGGGGCAACUGCCAAUCUUUUGGAAAGGCUGUUUUAUUUAAGCGAUCCCUCUAGAAUGCAUAUCUGUAGUCAGUGUCAAAUGGUUGCCACAGUGAUUCUCCGGGAGGGUAUAAGAGGACCAUAUUGUCCACUCUGUAAAACUGCAAAACAUGUUGUCAAAGUGAAUGUUCCUUAUGCAUGCAAAUUGCUCUAUCAAGAAUUGUUCGGCAUGGGCAUAUGUCUAAGGUUUUCAACUGAACUGUGUUGACUCGGCACCGUGUUCAGUUUUGUUACUUGUACAAAGUAGACAGCAAACAUAUCAUGUUCAGCCAAAAUGCAUGAUACAUGACUCUUCUAAGAACAUUUUGUAAACUUUGAUACGCACUGUAAGAUUUGGCUUUCCCUUUUCAUCUUCGGGACCUAAUACUGAACAAUAUUUAUAUAUAGAAGUGGUAUUUCAAAUGAA
This is a messenger RNA of Cryptomeria japonica (Japanese cedar), 3000 nucleotides long. RefSeq names its product DNA-directed RNA polymerases IV and V subunit 2. Gene Ontology annotation, cellular component: RNA polymerase II, core complex. NCBI's taxonomy places the organism in Eukaryota, Viridiplantae, Streptophyta, Pinopsida, Cupressales, Cupressaceae. The transcript has 4 exons. Gene Ontology annotation, biological process: DNA-templated transcription. The record is from RefSeq and is a predicted model, not a curated record. The coding region runs from base 1 to 2802 and encodes 933 amino acids. Gene Ontology annotation, molecular function: DNA binding; ribonucleoside binding; DNA-directed RNA polymerase activity.